Molecule: messenger RNA, 1247 nt
Organism: Paramecium sonneborni
Lineage: Eukaryota; Ciliophora; Oligohymenophorea; Peniculida; Parameciidae
Source: the annotation of a GenBank genome assembly
AUGGCAAUUAAAAUAUAAUCUGCGUAUCGAUCUUAUAUAAAAAGACAAAAAUAUAAGUAAAUGAAAAUAGUUAAUUAUUAGUUUAAAAUUAGCAGAAAAAAAGACAAAUAAUCAGAAUUUAUAUAAUUCAACUGAAGAUUUCUAAAUGGAAUUUCAUACACGCUCAUAUUCUCAAAAAAUUAAUUCAUUUGUUGAAUAGAAUGCUGAUUCAAAGAUAAAAAAUAAUAAAAAUUAAUCUGUUAUAUCUAAAAUUAGUCACUAAUAAAGUUUCAAAUUGUAACCAAAAGAAUCUGAUUCAUAGGACAUUGAAGAUUUAGGUUGUUAUGUCAAAAUUCCAUAAAAAUUAAGCGUUUAAUUUUUUGAUAAAAGUGAGGGAUCUCUCAAAAAUUAAAAUGAUAAGAUAAAUUCAUUCAAGCUUAGGUGUGUAUUGACUCUUGAAAUAUUAGAGACAAAUGAUAAAAUAAAAUUAUAAUAAAAAAACAGAAGACUGAAAUUAGAUACAAUAAAAUUAGUGGGUGGAAAUAAAUACAAUGGAGAAUGGUUAAAUUAAUUACCAGAUGGAAAAGGUAAAUACACUUUUUGUGAUUCAUCAUUUUAUUAAGGUGAAUUUUUAAAAGGUUAUUUUCAUGGUAAAGGUGAAUUUAGAAGUAAAAAUGGAGCUUAUUAUCGUGGAUAAUGGUAAUAAAAUAGAAUGCAUGGUUAAGGUAUAUACAAUUAUAAUAAUGGAUGUAAAUAUGAAGGUAAUAUAAAUAUUUAAAUAUAAAGGGUAUUGGAAAAGAGAUCUACCAAAUGGAUAAGGAAUAGAAUGGUAUGUUAAUGGUUCUGUUUAUGUGGGUAAUUUUUAAGAUGGAUUAAAACAUGGAUAAGGCAAAUUAACAUUUAUUGAAGGAGAAAUUUAUGAAGGUGAAUUUGAAUUAGAUAAUUUUAAUGGAAUAGGAACAUAUGUAUAUAAUAUUAUAAAAUAUAUUUAGAGAUGGUUAGAUGGAAGAAUCUAUUAAGGAGAAUGGAUGAAUGGUAAAAUGAAUGGAAAAGGAUUAUUAAAUUGGCCUGAUGGACGUUUUUAUAAAGGUAAAUAUUGGAAUGAUCAAAAACAUGGAUUUGGAAUAUUUUGUUAUUCAGAUGGAAAAAAAUAUGUAGGUUAAUGGAAAAAAGGUGUUUAAGAUGGAUAAGGAGAAUUUUAUAAUAGUUGUAACUAAUAAAUAACUAAAGGGAUAUGGAAGUAAGGAUAAUUAGUUAAAUUACUUUGA